Messenger RNA from Anopheles stephensi (Asian malaria mosquito), 921 nucleotides. Its product is annotated as titin-like. NCBI's taxonomy places the organism in Eukaryota, Metazoa, Arthropoda, Insecta, Diptera, Culicidae. The coding region runs from base 65 to 832 and encodes 255 amino acids. The record is from RefSeq and is a predicted model, not a curated record. The transcript is spliced from 2 exons.
CGCGGGAUGAAGAAGCGCAGAAAGAUCUGCUUGAUGCUUCGGGAGCUAUUUCGCUGACUGUACGAUGCAACGUCGCGUAAAGCUAUCGGAGCGUGUCAACUGGAAGCGAGUGUGUGAGGAAAGAGGUGAGGGAUUUUUCGGUAGGUUGGAAAGUUACGACUCAUCCAAAGAUGAUGGAGAAAGAAAACGAGCCUCCAGCGGCACUAUAAAAGCUAGUCGCUGUCGUCGGAUCAACCAUCAUCCAACAGACGAUCGUUGUACGGAGCAGUUGAUCAGCUACAUUUUCGGAAAGGCAAACAUGAAGGCGUUCAUCGUAUUCUCCAUGGCUCUGGCCCUGGCCAGCGCGGCGGCAGUCGACGAUUCGAAGAAGGAAAAGCGCGGACUUUACGAUCUUGAAUCGGCCCAUGAAUCGUACGAAAGCUACGACCAUCAUCACCAACCACUGAACUAUGGAUACACCAAGAAGGAGAUCAUCACCAAGAAGGUCCCCGUUCCGUACCCAGUUGAGGUCGAGAAACACGUCCCGGUGCCGGUGAAGGUUCCAUACCCAGUGAAGGUCGAGAAGGAGGUUCCGUUCGUGGUUGAAAAGAAGGUCCCAGUUUACAUCGAGAAGAAGGUUCCAGUUCACGUUGACCGUCCGUACCCAGUGGAAGUGAAGGUCCCAGUCGAGGUCCCAGUCUACAAGAAGGAAUACGUCGAGGUCCCGAAGCCGUACGCAGUUCAUGUUGAGAAGCCUUAUCCGGUCUACGUCAAGCAGCCCGUCUACGUCGAGAAGCAAGUUCCAGUGACCGUCCACAUCAAGGAGCACCACAAGAAGCCAUUCUGGGGUUGAAAGGACUUGAAUGUGUUGGGAUUGGUCGAUGGAAACUACUGACUGUUGUUGAUGAUCUUCAAUAAAUGUUACACUAGAGAUUAAACAAA